GUGCGCGGCAAUGGAAGGACAAAGGUAGGCGUUGAUCUGUGUAAACCCGAUAGGGGUAUAUCAGAAAGAUGACCGGUCCAAUGGCCGCAGGAGGUGUUGGUAAUGGAAGGACGAAGGAAGCAAGAGGAGCUGAUAUUCAAGGGACAUUGUGGGUUCAAUUCAAUCAAGCAGAAGGGUUAUGGACCCCAAAGAACAUGGACAAGGGAUGCUGCAAUGGGACUCUGACCGUGUAUGCAAGUGUUGGUAGUGGGAGGGAGGUUCUAGCGAGCUCUGACAUUAUUUGGAGCAGUGGAAAUCAUGCCAGGCAGCAGUCAGCCGCUUUUCACAUAGAGCUUAGUCACUUGCCAAGCUACUUUUUGGUCGCAGUCGAUUUGAGCUGUGGACAAGGCCUCAAUGAACAUGUGGGAACGGCAUACAUCCGGGCCUUGUCAGUUGCGCGGCAAUUCAAAGAAGUUUGCGGGUGGUACAGUUUGUGCAGCGAUGAGGAAAUUCAAUCCGAUGCGAAUGCAAGAAUACUUUUGCUUUUCAAGUUCCGAGCGCUCCAGACUGAAUCGGAUGUGGACCUCCAGCCCGGACGAGUUCUCAAGAAUGAUAACUGGGUGCCUCCUUUGGUUCUUUCGUACUUCUUCGAGCGCAAGGGUAACCGAGUGACUCUGUUCCAAGAUGCGAUUGUGCCGAGCAGCUUUUCUCCGAACAUUACUCUGGAGAACGGGACGACUUUUGAGCAGCACAGCAUGUUCGAGCAGCUGUGCGAGUCUAUUCUCAAGGCGAGGCAUUUCAUUUACAUCGUAGGAUGGGAUUUGGAUAGAACGCUCGUCCUAGUACGGGGGGACAGGGGGAAUCCCCGUUGCAGGGGGGUGACGAUCGGAGAGCUCCUGACGCAGAAAGCAACGGAGUACGUGAAGGUGUUGUUUCUGAUCUGGAGCAACAAAAUGAACUAUCAAAAUCAGUUUUUCGACCGGAUCGGCGCGGAAAUUGCUCCGGAUACUCACUCUGAUGAGUCCUGCGCUUGGUUCUGUGAGCGGCAGUUGGUGUGCAUUUUGGCAGAGCGGCGGGACACUGAUGUGACAAUGAUUCCGAACGCCUUUACGCAUCAUCAGAAGAUGGUUAUGCUUGAUGCGCCAGCGUGGGAAGCAGUCGAUGAUUCGGAAUCGAGGGUUGUCGAAGUGUAUAUUGGCGGAAUCGACCUGACGGUGGGACGAUACGACACACCCAACCACCCUCUGUUCAAAACGCUGAACACGGUGCACAAGAACGACAUGUACCAGCCUAGCUGGGGAGGGAAGAGCGGACCUCGACUUCCAUGGCAUGACAUUCAUGCAAAGGUGGAUGGUCCCGCUGCAUGGGACAUGGUGGCGAACUUCGAGCAGCGCUGGAAGACGAUCGACCCGGGUCACGACUGCCUGCCGCCGCCAAACCGUCCCGAGGGAAAGGAGGAACCCACGGAGGUUCUUUUCGAUUUCGAAAAGCAUGCGCAGUUCUUUGCGCCGAAGCAAGCAAGGGCAGUGCCAGAAGGGGACCCAGAGGCUUGGGACGUGCAUUUCGUUCGGUCGAUCGACAGUGCGUCCGUCGCCGGAUUCCCAAGCGGUGAGCGGCUGAGGGAAGAUCCAACGGUGGCCGUCGAGUCGGGGCUCUACAUUGGCCCGGACUCUAAGUUCAGCUACGAGAAGAGCAUCUAUGACUUAUACAUGCGGGCCAUCCAACGAGCGGAGGAUUUUCUAUACAUCGAAAAUCAGUAUUUCAUAGGAAGCUCACAGUACUGGUUGGAGAAUCGCGAUGUUGGCGCGGUCCAGAAGAUUCCAUACCAGAUAGCCCAGAAAAUUGUGAGAAAGAUAGAGCGCAGAGAGAACUUCGUGGUGUACGUUGUCAUACCGAUGUGGCCAGCGGGCGAUCCAAGCAGCUCAGCGGUGCGGGAGAUACUUCGGUGGCAAUACGACACAAUGUCCAUGAUGUACAGUGCGGUCGCCAGUGCUAUACAUGCGCAAGGGCUUGCUGAUGCAAAGCCCACGGACUACCUGAGUUUCUUCACCCUAGUCAAUCGCGAGAAGCUUCCAGAAGGUUUCAAGCUCACGAAGCCUUCCGAUGAGUUGAACAGAAAGGCGCAGGAGAACUGUCGAUUUCCGAUCUACAUUCAUUCCAAACUGAUGAUUGUAGAUGACAUGUACAUCAUGGUCGGGUCGGCGAAUAUCAAUCAGCGAUCCAUGGAUGGUCUUCGUGACACCGAGGCGGACAUUGGAGCGUACCAGCCCUACUACACAUCCGCAAAUCGUUGCGGCCAAGUGCACGGCUUUCGGAUGUCGCUGUGGGCGGAGCAUAUGGGGACGGUGGAGGAGGUUUUCCGGCACCCGUCAAAGCCUGAGUGCCUGAAGAGAGUGAAAGAGAUUGCGAGGGCGAAUUGGCAACAAUACACAGCUGGUCAAGUGACAAAUAUGCAAAGUCACAUCGUUCCAUAUCCGAUUACAGUGACGGAAGACGGAGAGGUCACUCAUUUAGAAGGUUUUCAGAACUUUCCAGAUACAGAUGCAAACGUUCUUGGUGAUGAAUCUUUCUUUCUUCCAAACAUUCUGACAACAUAGCUCUUGCACACACCGGGUCCCAGUCAAGGGCACAAAUAUGGCAAAUCACAUAUUACUAUAUUAGGUAAUCGAGGGACAAAUAUGCAAAUUCACACAGCCAAUCGAGGGACAAAAUGCAAAGUCGCAUUGCCAAUCCAGGGACAGAUAUGCAAAUGCACACACUAGUACGUGACGGAGGGACAAAUAUGCAAAUUGAGGCCCGGUCAAGGGAACAAAUAUGCCAAAUCACA
Chara braunii is the source of this 2806-nucleotide messenger RNA. NCBI's taxonomy places the organism in Eukaryota, Viridiplantae, Streptophyta, Charophyceae, Charales, Characeae. The record is from the annotation of a GenBank genome assembly.